UAUCACUUGUCAUAUACCCGGUCGUGACCUCCUCACAUUUCAAGGUUUACUGUCAUUUUUCUUUUCGAAAAUGACAGACACAAAGCCCCUCUCCGAUGUUCGAGUUCUGAUAGUUGGCGCUGGCUUCGCCGGCCUGACAGCCGCCAUUGAAACCCGAAAGCGAGGCGCAUCAGUCAUUGUCUUCGAUGGAAAUAAAGAGCGGAGACAACUCGGCGACAUUAUCUCAUUUGGCUCCAAUUCAGGCCGCAUUUUUAGGAGCUGGCCUGGUGUCGAGGGGAAAUUGGACCCAAUCUGCCAUCACAGUGAUGGCCUCGAGUUCCGCGCUUUCGAUGAUGAGUUUCUGACGAAGCAGAUCUGGGAUUCCGAGGCCAACUGGGGAAAGCGCUUCAACGGCCACAGGGGCGAAAUCCACGAGGCGGUAUGGGAUCAUGCCGUCGAUCUGGGUGUGGAGAUCAGGUUAUCAUCUAAAGUGUCAGAGUAUUUUGAGACUGAUAAUGAGGCUGGUGUCAUAGUAAACGGAGAGCGCUUUGCUGGAGACGUCGUCUUAGCGGGUGAUGGUGUGAGAAGUACGGCAAGAACGAUAGUCCUUGGGUUCGAGGACAAACCAAAGAGCAGCGGCUAUGCUGUGUACCGGGCAUGGAUGGGUACCGAGGGACUGAAAGCCAAUCCAUUGACUGCAUGGUUGGCAGACCCGACCAUUGACCACCACGUGGGCUGGCUGGGGCCCGAUGUCCAUUUCCUGGUAGCUACGCUCCAGAAUGGAACGGCUUGUAGUUGGGUAUUGACACAUAAGGAUGAAGCUGAUGUGGAAGAAAGCUGGAACGCUCCGGGCGACAUAGAUGAAGCUGUCAAGUCUGUAGAAAAUUGGGCCCCUAUCGUGCACGCUAUCAUCCGUGCCACACCUCAAGACAAACUGAUAGAUUGGAAGCUCGUCUUCCGCGACCCUCUACCAACCUGGAUCAGCCCCAAGCGCCGAAUAGCUCUCAUGGGUGAUGCCGCCCAUCCAUUUCUUCCGACCUCCAUCCAGGGUGCUUCUCAGUCUAUGGAAGAUGGGGUUACCGCAGCAAUAUGCCUUGAGCUCGCCGGAAAGGCGAAUAUUCCCGAUGCUAUUCGUGCAUACGAGAAGUUGAGAUACCCACGAGUGCUUGCUACGCAGCGAACUGGUAUCACGAACCGAGAUAAUUGGCACAAAGCGGAUUUCGACCUGGUGAAGAAGAAUCCGGAGGUUGUCAAACUGCCUCGACAUGAGUGGGUGCUGAACUUCGAUGUGUAUAAAAACACCUACGACAAUUACGAGAAGACGGUAGAAGAGCUGAGGGCCGAACCGGAUUGGAAGCCAGACACUACGUUAUAG
Molecule: messenger RNA, 1354 nt
Organism: Aaosphaeria arxii CBS 175.79
Lineage: Eukaryota; Fungi; Ascomycota; Dothideomycetes; Pleosporales
Product: putative monooxygenase
Exons: 2
Coding region: 71-1354 (427 amino acids)
Biological process (GO): secondary metabolite biosynthetic process
Molecular function (GO): FAD binding; monooxygenase activity
Source: RefSeq, a predicted model, not a curated record